Molecule: messenger RNA, 2113 nt
Organism: Callithrix jacchus (white-tufted-ear marmoset)
Lineage: Eukaryota; Metazoa; Chordata; Mammalia; Primates; Cebidae
Gene: RABGGTA
Product: Rab geranylgeranyltransferase subunit alpha
Biological process (GO): protein geranylgeranylation
Cellular component (GO): Rab-protein geranylgeranyltransferase complex; cytoplasm
Molecular function (GO): Rab geranylgeranyltransferase activity; zinc ion binding
Source: RefSeq, a predicted model, not a curated record
GAGGGCGCUGCGCUUCGGUGAGCCGGGACGUGGCGCCGCUCUAGCCAGCUCCUGGGCUCUGUAGCGGGCGCCGCAGCUCUGCGUCCCCCGCGCCUCCUCCCAGCGCAGGUGGGUCCGCCCGCGGGGGGCGGGGGUGCCCGGGAGCCGUGGGAUGGGCGGGUAGCGGCAACCUUUGGGGCGCAGAGUGGUCUCCAUCGCCUAGGUGUCCCGGCUGGGGCUUUGGCCGUGGCGAAUCCAGCUAUGGGAAGGGCCACACGGAUGGAAGUCCUAGUCCGGGUAUUCGCCUCUUCCUGAAUGUGCAACACCUGUCCCAGGACCUCUUUACACCCUCGGGGUCUCUGCCCAGGCACGCUUGCUGCUUCCGGGACACAGCUGAGGGCGGAGCUAGUAGGGGCGGGGCUACGUGAUUGACACCUCUCUCCUCAGACUUCCAAGGGCUGCUACUGGACCCUUACCCUGUCUUGAACCCUGAGCCGGCACCAUGCACGGACGCCUGAAGGUGAAGACGUCAGAAGAGCAGGCGGAGGCCAAAAGGCUAGAGCGAGAGCAGAAGCUGAAGCUGUACCAGUCAGCCACCCAAGCCGUAUUCCAGAAGCGCCAGGCUGGUGAGCUGGAUGAGUCAGUGCUGGAACUGACAAGCCAGAUUCUGGGAGCCAACCCUGAUUUUGCCACCCUCUGGAACUGCCGACGAGAAGUGCUCCAGCAGCUGGAGACUCAGAAGUCUCCUGAGGAAUUGGCUGCUCUGGUGAAGGCAGAACUGGGCUUCCUGGAGAGCUGCCUACGGGUGAACCCCAAGUCUUAUGGUACCUGGCACCACCGAAGCUGGCUGCUCGGCCGCCUGCCUGAGCCCAACUGGGCCCGGGAGCUGGAACUGUGUGCCCGCUUCCUGGAGGUCGAUGAGCGGAACUUUCACUGCUGGGACUAUCGGCGUUUUGUGGCCUCACAGGCAGCAGUGCCCCCUGCAGAAGAGCUAGCCUUCACUGACAGCCUCAUCACCCGAAACUUCUCCAACUACUCUUCCUGGCAUUACCGUUCCUGCCUCUUGCCCCAGCUGCACCCCCAGCCAGAUUCUGAACCACAGGGACGCCUCCCUGAGGAUGUGCUGCUCAAAGAGCUGGAGCUGGUGCAGAAUGCCUUCUUCACUGACCCCAAUGAUCAGAGUGCCUGGUUCUAUCACCGUUGGCUCCUAGGCCGAGCUGACCCCCAGGAUGCACUGCGCUGCCUACAUGUGAGCCGGGAUGAGGCCUGUCUGACUGUCUCCUUCUCUCGGCCCCUCCUAGUAGGCUCCAGAACGGAGACCUUGCUGCUCAUGGUUGAUGAGUCUCCCCUGAUUGUGGAGUGGAGGACCCCAGAUGGCAGGAACCGGCCCAACCAUGUCUGGCUCUGUGACCUGCCUGCCGCCUCCCUCAACAACCAGUCGCCCCAGCACACGUUUCGCGUCAUUUGGACAGAAGGUGAUGUCCAGAAAGAAUGCGUGCUUUUAAAAGGCCGCCAGGAGGGCUGGUGUCGGGACUCCACCACAGAUGAGCAGCUAUUCAGGUGUGAGCUGUCAGUGGAAAAGUCCACAGUGCUACAGUCUGAGCUGGAAUCCUGUAAGGAGCUGCAGGAGCUGGAGCCUGAGAAUAAAUGGUGCCUGCUCACCAUCAUCCUGCUGAUGCGGGCACUGGACCCCCUGCUGUAUGAGAAGGAAACCCUGCAGUACUUCCAGACCCUGAAGGCCGUGGACCCCAUGCGGGCAGCAUAUCUGGAUGACCUGCGCAGCAAGUUCUUGCUGGAGAAUAGCGUGCUCAAGAUGGAGUAUGCCGAGGUGCGCGUGCUGCACCUGGCUCACAAGGAUCUGACAGUGCUCUGCCAUCUGGAGCAGCUGCUCUUGGUCACCCAUCUUGACCUGUCACACAAUCGUCUCCGAACCCUGCCACCUGCCCUGGCUGCCCUGCGCUGCCUUGAGGUGCUGCAGGCCAACGAUAAUGCCAUAGAGUCCCUGGACGGCGUCACCAACCUACCCCGGCUACAGGAGCUGCUAUUGUGCAACAACCGUAUCCUUCCUUCUGGGUGCCUUUCAGACAGUGGGCAUUUGCAGUCCCUGCCUAGAGCCUGACUCCCUCCAGGGAGC